Molecule: messenger RNA, 1408 nt
Organism: Hemicordylus capensis (graceful crag lizard)
Lineage: Eukaryota; Metazoa; Chordata; Lepidosauria; Squamata; Cordylidae
Product: small integral membrane protein 4
Exons: 4
Coding region: 486-695 (69 amino acids)
Source: RefSeq, a predicted model, not a curated record
AUUGCAGUCAUUCUUAUUCUUCUUCUUUUUAAUGUUUCAGAGUUAUUUUGAUGCAAAAUAACACAUGCAACAACAUCUGAUGCCUUUCUGCAGAACUCGGAUCGCCUUUCUUCAAUAUUUUAAGAAGGAAUGAAAAUGUAAUAGGCGUUGUGGGCAGAAAACAGAAAGGAGCUUCAUUUGACCAUACUGAGCAUGCUCCAAUGCUUCUGGGCAUGCUCAGAUGCACAGGAAAGGCAGCGUUGUCAAGUAUGAGAAAGAGUUGCUACAGUGGUCUUCUGCAGAGUCUGCCCUUUGGAUGGGGCUCGGGUUUAGAUUCCAAGGGUUGGACUCCGAGGAUUCAGUUAUACUGGGAAUGUGACUGGAUAUUGUUCUAGUGACUGUGUUCCUCACUCGGAAUAUCCUGACAGUGCUGUGCCCGUGGCACAGUAUAGCAGGUUGCAAGGCUCAACCACUCCCCUUGCAGAAAUUCUAAAGUCCUCUGUAAAAUGCUUGCCAAGCAUAAAAUAAGGCGACUGUUGCUAAUGGUGCCUGGAAAGAAACGCUUUGGUGUGUACAGGUUUCUUCCAUUCUUCUUCGUUCUUGGAGGUGCUAUGGAAUGGUUUAUGAUCAAUGUACGGAUUGGCAAAGAGACUUUUUAUGAUGUUUACCGUAGAAAGCAAUCUGAGAGACAACAAGAACAGAAUUUGGAAAAAUGAAUUCAUCCUCCAGAAUUAAUUUGAUAUGAACCAUAAACUCCUAAAUCCUGUAAUUCUUUGGUUAAAAGUACAAGAAGUCUUCAAGCUGAAAACUACAACCAUGUCUCAUCUCAUGGAAUGUGGCUUUCAUUACUGGACUAAAGGCAGAUGAUGUUACUGCUGUGUCUUGGAAUAUCCGCUUCUACCCAGGAACUAAAGAUAAAGACUGAUACACAUGUCAUUUCUGAAGAAAUUCAUUGUUGAUUUAAACUAAAAUUUACCAUUGCUUUUUUUUUUUAGAAGCUCUUCUUUACAAACACAGCUUGCAUUUCUACUCAUAUGCAUGCUGCUUAUGUGUAUGAGACAAAUGUGUGGUAAUGAUGUGGGUCCAUGCUGUGAUUGACUGCAGCAUAAUGUGAGGGUAUAUGAUAUGGGCUUACGCAGUGACUGUCUGCAGCUCUCCACUGGACAUUGACAAAUACGUGUAUGACCACGUAACAGAUGGAAGCAGUUCUGAGAACAUAGAGCAAAUUAUGCUAAAGACCUCUUAUGUGAAUCAUUCUCACCAAAUGAAAUUGAUAUCUAACAACAAAGGACUGUUCAGAAUAACUUUAAGAGCCACUAUAUUUAACCAUGCUCUGUAAGGAACAUAACAUGACCUCUGAAAUAGUGAAGAUUUUGUGUUAAAUCUAGUUGUUAUGAUUUAAUUAAAUGUGCGGCAUAGUUCUUGGUAA